AUGGACGCUGGGUUCUUCAAUGGGAUCCUACAAGGUCUAGAAGGGCUACCAGAAUUUCCGGGUGAUUGCAAUAAUGUGUUACUUGCGGAACACGGUGGAAAUCUGGUGGUUCUCUGGGACGAGUUUGCUGGGGAAGAUGAGAAGAAAAUUUGGUGUGCUGAGGUUUCUCUUGAGAGGCGCAGCAAUGGACAGGUUUGGGGGCAUAUCAAGUGGUAUGAUGAGCCGGAGGCGUACGAACUGGUGUAUGCACUGUCUGCUAUAGUUUGA
Microthlaspi erraticum is the source of this 267-nucleotide messenger RNA. The record is from the annotation of a GenBank genome assembly. Lineage: Eukaryota; Viridiplantae; Streptophyta; Magnoliopsida; Brassicales; Brassicaceae.